CACCAACCCACGAGAGCUGCCCGAUUCGAGAAGCAGCCCGCGACUUGUCCACGCAGGGCCUUGUACCGAAACAUGGCGGCAAUGAUGCCCAGUUCUGCAACCACUGGCAACCCCUACGAUGCCGAUGCCGUGGAGCGUGAUUUGAUCGACCCAGACGAUGCUACCCUCGACGACCUGGACGACCCCCUCCAAGGCUCGUCGGACCGCGCACCGCUCACGGGCAACAUGCAGCGCGACCCGGCGCAGACACAGUCGUACCUGACGUCGAGCAUCCCCGGCGAGGACCGCCGCGCGCCCACCAACACGAUUGACGAGACGGUGUGGGAGACGCUCUCGCGAGACAUUUUCGCCAUCUGGGAGAAGAUGAAGCAGGUGCUGUACCCCAAGUACCUGCUGGGCGGCAUGAUGCAACGCGGCGGCGGCAUUGGCGCAGCAGAGCGCGGUGAAGCAGACGGCGUCGGCGGCCGUCUCAGGAACAUUGCAGGCAGAUGGCCCGACGCCGAUGCCAUUCUCCAGGGCGGCAUGAGCGAGGGACUGCGCGACUGGGACCUGUGGGGACCGCUCAUCUUCUGCUUGCUGCUGAGCCUGUUCCUGUCGUGGGGGGCCAAGGGCGACCAGAGGGACCUCGUCUUUUCCGGCGUCUUCGCCAUGGUGUGGAUCGGCGAGGCGGUCGUGACGCUGCAGAUCAAGCUGCUGGGAGGCAACAUCGCCUUCUUUCAGUCCAUCUCCAUCAUCGGCUACACGCUGUUCCCGCUCGUCAUUGCGUCGGUCCUCAGCGCCGUGGGCAUACCGGUCAUCGUGCGGAUACCCGUGUAUAUCGUGCUGAUUGUGUGGUCGCUGGCAGCCGGCGUCAGCAUCAUGGGCGGAUCGGGCGUGGUGAGGAACCGGGUCGGGAUUGCAGUAUACCCCUUGUUUGUAUUCUACGUUGCGCUAGGCUGUCUUUGCUUCAUCAGCUAGUGUGGAGCCUGCGGAGGACUGCAUGUAGUGGUAGUGUAAAAAGCCGUGUGCGGCGAGGCAGGGCAUGCUUGCUCGCCGUGCCCCCAGGCGUUCAGGAGCGGCCAGGCCAGGCCAGGGCGGCGUUGCAAAUGAAAUGUACU
Exserohilum turcica Et28A is the source of this 1097-nucleotide messenger RNA. RefSeq lists its product as uncharacterized. Lineage: Eukaryota; Fungi; Ascomycota; Dothideomycetes; Pleosporales; Pleosporaceae. The record is from RefSeq and is a predicted model, not a curated record. Gene Ontology annotation, biological process: endoplasmic reticulum to Golgi vesicle-mediated transport. The transcript has 3 exons. Bases 82 to 957 code for a protein of 291 amino acids. Gene Ontology annotation, cellular component: membrane; trans-Golgi network.